AAACUGGCGCCUCAAAGGCCACCCUAGCUGUGUCCAAACAUGGCCUUCUGCCACUUUACCAUGUGACUCUACUUCGGCACUCUCAAACUCACUAACCCAGUUAGCCAACACUGCAAUACUCCAAAUUUUCUUUCUUUUAUCUUUACAUCGAAGAAGAUAAGAUACCCCAAAGCUCAACCUGUGUUCCAGAGAGAGAUCCAAUGGUGUCUGGGUCACCCUAUUUCCGGCUUUCUUCCUUCUUCUUUGUGCUGGCAUGUUUGGUGACUGCUUCUUUGGCAGGUGACCCUUUUGUCUUCUAUGAUUGGACUGUUUCUUACCUCACGACUUCUCCACUUGGUGCUAAGCAACAGGUGAUUGGUAUUAAUGGGCAGUUUCCAGGACCAAUCCUCAACAUCACUACAAAUUGGAAUAUUGUUGUCAAUGUUAAGAAUGAUCUUGAUGAGCCACUUCUGCUUACAUGGAACGGUAUACAACAUAGGAAAAACUCUUGGCAAGAUGGUGUUUUGGGUACUAAUUGUCCGAUUCCUGCUGGUUGGAACUGGACAUAUGAGUUUCAGGUCAAAGAUCAAAUAGGGAGUUUCUUUUACUUCCCUUCCCUAAACUUCCAAAGAGCUGCAGGUGGCUAUGGAGGAAUUAUCAUAAACAACAGAGAUGUCAUUCCACUACCCUUUGGGAUACCUGAUGGUGAUAUUACUAUCUUUAUUAGUGACUGGUAUACUAAGAGUCAUAAGGGAUUAAGGAAAGAUGUUGAAAAUGGAGUUGACCUUGGAGUUCCCAAUGGUAUCCUUAUCAAUGGACUGGGUCCAUAUCGUUAUGAUCAAACGCUUGUUGAAGAUGGGAUUUUUUACCAGAUCAUAAAUGUUGAACCAGGAAAAACAUAUCGCUUCAGGGUCCACAACGUUGGAAUUUCAACUAGCUUGAAUUUCAGAAUCCAAGGCCACAACCUACUUCUUGUUGAGACUGAAGGAUCAUACACAGUUCAGCAAAACUACACAAACAUGGAUAUUCAUGUGGGUCAGUCGUACUCAUUCUUGGUUACCAUGGACCAGAAUGCUAGCAAUGAUUAUUACAUUGUAGCCAGUCCUCGGUUUGUCAAUUCAUCUGACUGGGCUAAAGUUACUGGAGUCGCCAUCUUGCACUACUCCAAUUCUCAAGGACCCGCCUCAGGUCCUCUUCCCGAUCCUCCUAAUGAUUAUGACACAUAUUUCUCAAUGAAUCAAGCAAGAUCAAUAAGGUGGAAUGUCUCUGCUGGUGCUGCACGUCCAAACCCUCAAGGAUCUUUCAAGUAUGGCCAGAUUACCGUGACAGACGUGUAUGUGAUCCUUAAUAGGCCUGCAGAGCUUAUAGAUGGAAAACGGCGUACAACCCUUAAUGGUAUUUCAUACUUAGCACCUUCAACACCCAUAAAACUUGCUCAGCAGUUCAACAUUCCCGGGGUCUACAAGCUUGAUUUUCCAAAUAGACUGAUGAACAGACCUCCCAAAACUGAUACAUCUCUAAUUAAUGGUACUUUCAAAGGUUUUAUGGAAAUAAUCUUUCAGAACAAUGACACCACGGUACAGAGCUACCAUCUGGAUGGCUAUGCUUUCUUUGUUGUAGGUAUGGAUUUUGGGGUGUGGACUGAGAAUAGCAGAGGCACAUACAACAAAUGGGAUGGUGUUGCACGCUCUACAACACAGGUCUUUUCUGGCGCCUGGACAGCAAUAUUGGUUUCUCUUGACAAUGCGGGCAUUUGGAAUUUACGUGCGCAGAAUCUUGAUUCAUGGUAUCUAGGCCAAGAAGUUUAUGUGAGUGUUGUGAAUCCAGAGGUUGACCAAUCUGAGGUUCUGUUGCCUGAAAAUUCCAUAUAUUGUGGUAUCCUUUCGUCAUUACAGAAGGAUCAGGCUCAAAGGGUUAAUUUUUCUGGUGCACCAUCAAUUUCUGAUUCAAGUAAAACAGUUUUCAUUCUGUUAAUCAUAGCCUUAAUUGGGCAUUCUCUCAGGUAACAAUGGUGAGAAAGAAAAUCAAGUAAGCACCAUAAUUUUACUGCUGAACCAGCAAUACAAAGCCUCUGUCAGUGGGAAAUAGUAAUAUUAUAGAUCAGAUGGCCUUAGUUUGGUUGGGAAACAAAAUUAUGGACAGCGACUAGCUUACAAUCUUGUUACCUGAAAAUCCUGUACUAUUCUUGUUGAACUUGUAUCAUUCAACCUGCCGGAAAAACUGCAUGUUAUGCCAUUGAAAUAGGUGCACAUAAAGGCUUUAAGAACAGCAACUGACUGUAAAGGAAAUUGUACUGGUAGUCUGUAAUUUAAGAUUUUUUUUUGGUAGUGUAUCAUGCAAAAUUUUAGCCCAUGAUAUUGUUGAAUCUCUUCAUAUUUAGUUAAAUAUAUUUUGUAA
Theobroma umbraticum is the source of this 2376-nucleotide messenger RNA. It is a transcript of the gene SKS3, whose product is annotated as SKU5 similar 3. Lineage: Eukaryota; Viridiplantae; Streptophyta; Magnoliopsida; Malvales; Malvaceae. Gene Ontology annotation, molecular function: copper ion binding; oxidoreductase activity. Gene Ontology annotation, cellular component: plasma membrane. The record is from RefSeq and is a predicted model, not a curated record.